AGGAAAACAUCCCUCAACUAUGGCGUCCUCGCGUCCUGAACAUGGACUCGAUAGCAUCGUUGAUACUGACACCAAGCCAAAUGAAGAGGGGAAGAAAGUUGGGCCUAUCUCCUUUGGAUUUAGCAAAACUAUAACUAAAGCAAAAUCCAGCAAAGAAGAGGAGCGAGAUUUUUUGAUUGAAGUAGAUGAGAAACAACUGAAAGGCACCAAACCAACACAGGAGAAACCAACAGAGCUGAUCAUCCCACUGAUACGCAAAAACCGCUGGUAUAAGGACGAUGCCAAACCCGGCGAGAAAGAAGAUUCAAAGGAGAACUCUGCAUUGGGAGAAGAAGACACGGUUGAAUCUCUAGCUGUCAAAGAGCUAAUCGAAGAAUCCAGGAAGCAGCUGGACGAAUGGAAGAAUGGUGAUCAAUCAGACCCCAAUUUGGCCAUCCCUCUGCUCAUGCAGAACCAAGCCCCAGAGGGCUUUGAGGAUGGAGACCUCAUCAAGGUGGACCUGCGGCCAGAGUCGUCCACAGAGGCGGACUAUGAGCAGGUCCCGGUGGAGGCCUAUGGCAUGGCCAUGAUCCGAGGAAUGGGCUGGAAGCAAGGAGAGGGCAUCGGACGCACGUUCAAACAGGACGUGAAGCCCAAGGAGGCCCAGCUGCGGCCCAAGGGGCUGGGUCUGGGGGCUGAUCGCUCGUCCAUCAAAGACCUGGAGCCCGGCCGGCCCAAGCGGCCCCCCAAGCCUGGUGAGGAGCGCAAGGAGGAGGACGAGCAGUUGGUGCUGGGGCCGGGGGCCUGCGUGCUGGUGGAGAGUGGUGCGCACAAGGAACUCUAUGGCAAGAUCGAGGGGGUUGAUCCAGACAACGCACGCGUGGUGAUGAAGCUGGCCAUUGGCGGCAAGACGGCGACAAUCAGCCAGCACUCUCUACGCCUGGUAACCCGCAAGGAGUAUGAGAAAAACAGCAAAGACCUCAGUCGCCUCAGCAAAGCCCACAAGGAGAAAGAGAAAGAAAAGGAGAAAGCGAGAGAGAGGGAGCAGGAGCGACUAGAAGAGAAGGAGUCUACGCGAAACGGGAAAGACGAGCGGACGAAGGACAGACCGUCGGAGAGAAACCGCGAACGAGACAGAGACAGAGAUCGAGACGGAGGAAAGGACCGAGACAGAGAUCGAGACGACCGCAAGAGGAAGCAUCACGAGCCGAGCUCAGAUCGGGACAAGCCUCCGCCCCAGAAAGAGUCACGGCUGGCCCCACCCGCCCCCACCUGGCUACAGAGAGAUCUGAGAGUGCGAUUCAUCGACAAGGUGUUUAAAGGGGGCCGCUACUACAACUCAAAGAUGAGGGUGGAGGACGUGCUGACCCCUUACACCUGCGUGUGUCGCACAGAGGAGGGGCGACUGCUGGACGAUGUGAAACAAACCAUGUUGGAGACCAUAGUUCCGAAGAGUGACACCGACUACAUCAUGGUGGUGCUGGGGCAACACAGAGGACAGGUGGGGCGAAUUCUGAGGCGGGACAAAGAGAGGUGUCGGGCCAUGGUGCAGCUGGACCGCUAUGAGGAGCAGGUGUUCACGCUGGACUAUGACUCCAUCUGUCACUACGUGGGCGGAGUGGACCACUGAUGCGUGCGUGCCCACCCCCGCAGCACGCCCGCCUCCGCUCCACAAUUACUCCAGACCAUCCUUCCUCAUUCCCACCGUCACUCAGCCUGCCAGCCUGGAGUGUGCCCAGACCACCAGGGGGAAACUCCAUCACCGCCCAGACCACCUGUCACAAUGCCCCUUGCCCACUCCCCCACCAGCAGUAGACUCUCUCGCUCUUGUUUUUAUAUUGCCUGUAAGAUGGUGUUCGAUUUAUGUUUUCCGGGAUUUUUGUAAUAAAACAAAUAUCAUGCCAAGACUCAA
Molecule: messenger RNA, 1891 nt
Organism: Alosa alosa (allis shad)
Lineage: Eukaryota; Metazoa; Chordata; Actinopteri; Clupeiformes; Clupeidae
Gene: gpkow
Product: G patch domain and KOW motifs
Exons: 11
Coding region: 20-1609 (529 amino acids)
Biological process (GO): mRNA splicing, via spliceosome
Cellular component (GO): spliceosomal complex
Molecular function (GO): nucleic acid binding
Source: RefSeq, a predicted model, not a curated record